AGCCUAUUUUACAUUUUUAUUUGUUUGAUUUUAUUUUCAGUUUAUUUUUGAUGUUUUAUACAUUUUAAUGAGCCAAUCACAGCCCGCCCUCUGCCUCUCCUCCGGUUGUCAUGGUUACCACUUACAGAUUAUCCGGUUACCAUGGUGACUGUCAGAGAUGAUGUAUGACACACACACACACACACACACACACACACUGGGACCAGAUCGAUCACGUGCCUUGUUCUUUUAUUUUUUAUUUCUGAGCUGAUCAAUAACCGUCAGUGACGUCAUUCCACUUCCUUUUAGUGCGGGAAGUCGGUGAGGAAAAGAAAAAGCUGCUGAUCAGCCAAACUGCUGUGUGUCGCUCUGCGGGUUGGUUGUCCUCCUCCAUCCUUCCAUCCUCCUCCUGCUCUUCAUCUUCUCUCCUCCUCGUCCUCCUCUGCUCCUCCGCAGCAGCGAUGUUCCCGCCGGGCCUGGCCGGCCUCGGCUCUCUGUCUGCGGGCUGUCAGUAGCUGAGCAGGUCGGUGCAGGUUCUCCGUCAUGGUGCAGAAAUCCCGGAACGGCGGGGUGUUCCCCGGAGCGCAGGCCGACCAGAAGAAGCUGAAGGUCGGCUUCGUGGGUCUGGAGGCCGGGGGAACCGAGUCCAGCAGGGACGGAGCUCUGCUCAUAGCGGCAGGCGGGGAGGAGGGGCCGCGGCGGCAGCGCAGCAGCGUCUCUGGAGGAAAGAAACCUCCGAAGAGAAACGCCCUCUACAGACGCCUACAGAACUUCCUGUACAAUGUCCUGGAGAGACCUCGAGGAUGGGCCUUCAUCUAUCACGCCUACGUGUUCCUGCUGGUGUUCUCCUGUUUGGUUCUGUCCGUGUUCUCCACCAUCAAAGAGUACGAGAAGAGUUCCGAAGACGCUCUCUACAUCCUGGAAGUGGUGACCAUUGUGGUGUUCGGGGUGGAGUACAUGGUGAGGAUCUGGGCCGCAGGCUGCUGCUGUCGCUACAGAGGAUGGAGAGGACGACUCAAAUUCGCCAGGAAACCUUUUUGUGUCAUUGACAUCAUGGUGUUGAUAGCGUCCAUCUCAGUGUUGGCCGCAGGGACUCAGGGGAACGUCUUCGCCACAUCAGCCAUCAGGUCGCUUCGUUUCCUUCAGAUUCUGAGGAUGAUCAGGAUGGACCGGCGGGGAGGAACCUGGAAACUGCUGGGAUCAGUCGUCUACGCCCACAGCAAGGACUCCCUGUUCUCUGUCUCACUGUACCGUGAUGUCUCUUAUGAUGUCUCUCUGUCUCUGUGUCUCACUGUAUGUCUCACUGUACCGUGA
Molecule: messenger RNA, 1293 nt
Organism: Epinephelus moara (kelp grouper)
Lineage: Eukaryota; Metazoa; Chordata; Actinopteri; Perciformes; Serranidae
Product: potassium voltage-gated channel subfamily KQT member 2-like
Exons: 6
Coding region: 523-1293 (256 amino acids)
Biological process (GO): transmembrane transport; potassium ion transport
Cellular component (GO): membrane
Molecular function (GO): voltage-gated potassium channel activity
Source: RefSeq, a predicted model, not a curated record